AUGGAGUACAAGAACCUCGGUAACAGCGGCUUGAAGAUUUCCAAGGUCAUCCUUGGCUGCAUGGGCUAUGGUACCCCAGAAUGGCAAGGCUGGGUACUUGAUGAAGAGGCCUCUCUACCGCUUCUGGAGUAUGCGUAUAAGAUCGGCAUAAGGACAUGGGACACAGCGGAUGCAUACGCAAGUUCUCCCUCUACGCACAGCCACGGCCGUUCGGAGGAGGUCAUAGGCAAGGCAAUCAAGAAAUACCAGAUCCCACGGGAACGACUCGUCAUUCUCACCAAAUGCUUCUUCGGCGUGACCCCAGACAAGAUAUCAAACAGUUGGGUUUACGGCAACGAAGGCGAAGAGUUGAACCAAGUUGGACUCAGUCGGAAGCACAUCAUUGACGCCGUCGACAAAAGUGUUGCUCGAUUGGGAACUUACAUCGAUGUUCUCCAGAUCCACAGACUCGAUCGCUCGGUGCCUCGUGAGGAGAUCAUGAGAGCCUUGAACGAUGUCGUUGAAUCAGGAAAGGUGCGGUAUAUUGGUGCUUCUAGCAUGGCAGCGUGGGAGUUCCAGGAGCUGCAAAACGUUGCAGACAAGCACGGAUGGCAUAAGUUCAUCUCCAUGCAGAACUAUCACAACCUGCUUUACCGUGAAGAGGAGAACGAAAUGAUCCCCUAUUGCAACCAUACGGGUGUUGGUGUUAUCCCCUGGUCUCCAGUUGCCAGAGGUGCUCUCACACGGCCCUGGAAUGACCGAGCAAGUAUACGGGAGGAGACCGAUGGUGGGCUCAAGUCUCUUGUGCGUUCGGCAGAAGACAAGGUUGACCGUGAAAUUGUCGGACGGGUGGAGGAAGUAGCCAAGAAGCUGAAUAAAAGCAUGGCUCAAGUCGCUAUCGCUUGGAGUCUCAGUAAGGGCGUCAACCCUAUCGUGGGUAUGAACAAGAAGGAGCGCAUGGACGAGGCUCUCGAGGCGAGCAAGAUCAAGCUGAGCGAGGAGGAUAUCAAGUUUCUGGAAGAGCUAUAUCUUCCAAAGAAGAGGCAGGGCUACUGA
Messenger RNA from Cladophialophora carrionii CBS 160.54, 1035 nucleotides. RefSeq lists its product as uncharacterized. The record is from RefSeq and is a predicted model, not a curated record. Lineage: Eukaryota; Fungi; Ascomycota; Eurotiomycetes; Chaetothyriales; Herpotrichiellaceae. The coding region runs from base 1 to 1035 and encodes 344 amino acids. The transcript has 3 exons.